GUCGUUCCCCCCCGCCCCCCUCCCCCCGCGGCGGCUCGGCGUCAACGUGGCGCCCCGCCCCCCUCCUCCCGUGCGCUCUCGACAGUGGGAGCAGCAGCAGAGCAGCAGCAGCCGCAGUAGGAGCAGCAGCAGCGGCUACACCGCUGUGCAAAGCCUCGGACUGGAGUAUAUACAGUAUUGUCCCUGAAACUGCUUAAAAAUGACAGCCAAACUGGGAUUUCUGCGUCUCUCUUAUGAGAAGCAGGACACGCUGCUCAAGCUUUUCAUCCUGUCCAUGGCCGCCAUCCUCUCAUUUUCAACAAGACUGUUUUCAGUACUGAGGUUUGAAAGCGUCAUUCACGAGUUUGAUCCAUACUUUAACUACCGCACCACCCGCUUCCUUACUGAGGAGGGCUUCUAUCAGUUUCACAACUGGUUUGAUGACCGAGCAUGGUACCCUUUGGGCAGGAUUAUUGGCGGAACCAUUUACCCAGGUCUUAUGGUGACAUCAGCCAUGCUUUACCACGCGCUGCAUUUUAUGAACGUCACCAUCGACAUCCGUAAUGUCUGCGUCUUCCUGGCGCCGCUUUUCGCAUCGUUCACCACGCUUCUCACCUACCACCUUACCAAAGAGCUCAAGGAUGCUGGAGCUGGGCUGGUGGCUGCUGCCAUGAUCGCCAUUGUGCCUGGCUACAUAUCGCGCUCUGUGGCUGGCUCGUACGAUAACGAAGGGAUCGCCAUAUUCUGCAUGCUCUUCACCUACUAUAUGUGGAUCAAGGCUGUGAAGACUGGCCUGCUCUACUGGUCCGCUAUGUGUGCGCUGGCCUACUUCUACAUGGUGUCAUCGUGGGGAGGCUACGUGUUCCUCAUCAACUUGAUCCCCCUGCACGUGCUCGCCCUGAUGAUCACGGGCCGUUUCUCGCACCGCAUCUACGUGGCCUACAGCACCGUAUACUGCCUGGGCACCAUCCUCUCUAUGCAGAUUUCCUUCGUAGGCUUCCAGCCGGUGCAGUCUUCGGAGCACAUGGCGGCCCUGGGGGUGUUUGGCCUGUGCCAGGUCUACUCCUUUGUGGACUACCUGCGGAGCAAGUUGAGCCCGCAGAAUUUUGAGAUUCUCUUCAAGAGCAUGAUCUCGCUCGUGGGGGCCGUGGUUGGCGUUGCCGGCACCCUUCUCAUGCUGACCGGUAAGAUCUCUCCGUGGACUGGGCGCUUCUACUCCCUGCUCGACCCGUCCUACGCCAAGAACAACAUCCCCAUCAUCGCCUCCGUGUCCGAGCACCAGCCCACCACGUGGUCCUCUUACUACUUCGACCUGCAGCUCCUCGUUUUCAUGUUUCCUGUCGGGCUUUACUACUGCUUCUGCAACCUGAAUGACGCUCGCAUCUUCAUCAUCCUCUACGGCGUCACCAGCAUGUACUUCUCAGCGGUCAUGGUGCGUCUUAUGCUGGUGCUGGCGCCCGUCAUGUGCAUCUUGUCGGGGAUUGGCGUGUCUCACGUGCUCACCACCUACAUGCGCAACCUGGACAUCUCGCGGCCUGACAAGAAGAGCAAGAAGACCCACGAUGCCUCCUACCCCAUCAAGAACGAGGUGGCUAGUGGCAUGGUGCUGCUCAUGUCGUUCUUCCUCAUCACGUACACGUUCCACUCGACGUGGGUGACGAGCGAGGCGUACUCCUCGCCCUCCAUCGUUCUGUCGGCUCGCGGCGGCGACGGCAGCCGCAUCAUUUUCGACGACUUCCGCGAGGCGUACUAUUGGCUGAGACACAACACGCCCGAGGAUGCGAAGGUGAUGUCAUGGUGGGAUUACGGCUAUCAGAUAACAGCCAUGGCCAAUCGAACAAUAUUGGUGGACAACAACACAUGGAACAACACGCACAUCUCCCGCGUCGGUCAGGCCAUGUCAUCGACGGAGGAAAAGGCCUAUGAGAUCAUGCGGGAGUUGGACGUGGGCUACGUGCUGGUGAUAUUCGGAGGGCUGACCGGUUACUCUUCUGAUGACAUCAACAAGUUCCUGUGGAUGGUUCGCAUUGGCGGCAGCACGGACACGGGGAAACACAUCAAGGAGCACGACUACUACACGCCGGCCGGAGAGUUCCGCGUCGAUCGCGAGGGAUCCCCCGUGCUGCUCAACUGCCUCAUGUACAAGAUGUGCUACUACCGCUUCGGGCAGGUCUACACCGAAGCCAAGCGCCCGCCCGGCUACGACCGCGUGCGCAACGUGGAGAUCGGCAACAAGGACUUUGAGCUGGACGUGCUGGAGGAGGCGUACACGACGGAGCACUGGCUCGUGCGCAUCUACAAGGUCAAAGAUCUUGAAAAUCGAGGACAGUCAAGAACAUAGGGGGGGGGCACCUUGGUGGAGUUUAACCUGCUGCAGUCUGUGGCAGCUUUUCAUUCAGCCCCUUUUAUAAAUAUACACUGGCCAAAAGAUCGUUAGGCAAGUUGUGAACUGAUUAGAAAAUUUGUUCCGCUUUUAUUGGUAAUUUGCCCCGCAAGGAAUAUGUGUAAUGAAGAUGUCUGAAGGUAUUACGAAAUGAAUUAAACAAAAACCAAAAAUUCUAAACCAAGGCAAAAAAAAUAACACCAGAACAAUUACAAUUUACUCGCAAGGUUCACUGUGUUUGAUGUUUGUGUUGAUCGUAAUAUCAUUUGAUGAAAAUAAUAAUUUGAGUAACAUGUUGAGCCAUGUGUGUGAAGCUAAGAAUUUACUGUCAGGGUGUCUGCAUAAAACUGUUGCUUUGCGCUGUUUAAAGCACUUGCAGUGUGUCCCUGUCCUUAAUUUGUUCUUUGAUUUGUAAUGAAUUUGUAACUGAUUUACGUGUAAGGCACUGGCACCAAAAUGGAAUUUUAAGUUUUGCGGGAUAUUCAGGGGUGCCAAAAGCGUAAUAAAACAACUUUUCAGUUUAAA
This is a messenger RNA of Lethenteron reissneri (Far Eastern brook lamprey), 2887 nucleotides long. RefSeq names its product STT3 oligosaccharyltransferase complex catalytic subunit A (gene STT3A). Gene Ontology annotation, cellular component: membrane. The record is from RefSeq and is a predicted model, not a curated record. Lineage: Eukaryota; Metazoa; Chordata; Hyperoartia; Petromyzontiformes; Petromyzontidae. Gene Ontology annotation, molecular function: dolichyl-diphosphooligosaccharide-protein glycotransferase activity. Gene Ontology annotation, biological process: post-translational protein modification.